GAUGAAACUAUAGUCCGAGUUCCUGGAAAAUGUUGCCCACAGUGCUCUUCCCGAUCCUGCUCUGCAUCAGGCCAAGUGUAUGAGCAUGGUGAGCAGUGGAGUGAAAAUGCCUGUACCACGUGUAUAUGUGACGAGGGUGAGGUCAGGUGCCACAAACAAGCCUGCCCUCCACUAAGAUGUGACAAGGGUCAGAGCAGGGCUCAGCGUCACGGGGAAUGCUGUGAGGAAUGUGUGUCUCCUGUGGGAAGCUGCUCGCACAACGGGAUUGUGCGCUACCAGGAUGAAAUGUGGAAGAGCUCGGCCUGCGAGUUCUGCGUGUGUGACCAUGGCCAAGUGAUCUGCCAGACUGGGGAGUGUGCCAAAGUGGAGUGUGCCCAGGGUGAAGAAUUAAUUCACUUAGAUGGAAAAUGCUGCCCUGAAUGCAUUUCAAAGAAUGGUUACUGUGUUGAUGAAGAAAAUGCAGAAUUUGUGACCUGUCAUUCCUCUUGCCUCACUUGUGUGGGUCCAGAGCCCUCUCACUGUGCCCAGUGUAAGAAGCCCGAUGAAGGACUGCAAGUUGAGCAGCUGUCUGGGGUGAACAUCACCUCUGGCAAGUGUCUGUCCCAGUGUAGAGCCCACUUUUACUUGGAGAACACUGGGCUAUGUGAAGCUUGCCACCCAUCCUGCUUCAGGUGUGCAGGGAAGAGCCCACAGAACUGCACAGCCUGCUGGCCUUCCCAAGUACUGUUGGAUGGGCAGUGUCUGUCCCAGUGCCCGGAUAGUUACUUUAACCAGGAAGGCAGUUGCACAGAAUGCCACCCCACCUGCAGGCAGUGCCACGGCCCAUCGGAAUCUGACUGCAGCUCCUGUCACCCUCAUGUCACUCUUGCUGGUGGGAGCUGCAGGACCAGCUGUAAAGAAGAGCAGUUCCUCAACCUGGUGGGGUACUGCACUGAGUGCGAUUGGAGCUGCAAUGCGUGCAGCGGACCCCUGAGGACAGACUGCCUGCAGUGCAUGGAUGGCUACGUUCUCCAGGACGGGGCCUGCGUGGAGCAGUGCUCACCAUCCUUCUACAGGGACUUGGGCCUCUGUAAAAGCUGCAGCAACCACUGUGUCCAGUGCCAAGGUCCCCAUGAAUGCACUCGCUGUGAAGAGCCGUAUCUCCUGUUGGAAGCCCAGUGUGUCCAGGAAUGUGGCAAGGGGUACUUUGCAGAUCACGCAAAUCGACAAUGCACAGCCUGCCCUCGGGCGUGCUUGCGGUGUAGCCGCCGGGACUGGUGUCACCAGUGUGACCAUGGGUUCUUUUUGAAGAGUGGCCUUUGUGUUUCCAACUGCAUUCCUGGCUUCUCUGCCCGCUCUAAUGAAACCUGCACUGGCAAAAUAUACACUCCUAGUCUUCAUGUGAAUGGUUCUCUCACCCUUGCAAUUGGUUCAAUGAAGCCACUGGAUUUUCCCCUUCUGAAUGUCCAAGACCAAGAUGGCAGGGUGGAAGACCUCCAGUUCCAUGUUGUGAGCACUCCCACCAAUGGUCAGCUGAUGCUGUCGAGGAAUGGAAAAGAGGUUCAGCUCGACAAGGCUGGCCAUUUUAGCUGGAAGGAUGUGAAUGAGAAAAAAGUGCAUUUUGUGCACAGCAAAGAAAAGCCCAGGAAAGGUUAUUUUUCCCUGAAAGUUAGUGACCAGCAGUUCUUCUCUGAGCCACAGCUGAUCAACAUACAAGCAUUUUCAAUACAGGCCCCCUAUGUGCUGAGAAAUGAGGCCCUCCGUAUCAGCAGAGGAGAGAGAGGAACCAUCACUACCCAGCUGCUCGACAUCCGAGAUGACGACAACCCACAGGAUGUGGUGGUCCAAGUGCUUGGUCCUCCACUUCAUGGCCAAUUGCUUCAAACACUUCAGUCCCCGGCAACCCCAAUCUAUCAAUUCCGGCUGGAUGAACUCUCCAGGGGCCUUCUCCACUAUGCUCAUGAUGGCUCAGAGAGCGUAUCUGAUGUUGCAGUCUUACAGGCCAAUGAUGGACAUUUCUUUCGAAGUAUACUGUUCCACGUGAAGAUGGUGCCCAAGAAUGAUGCAGGUCUUCGGCUUGUGGCUAAUUCAAUGGUGUGGGUUCCAGAAGGUGGGAUGCUGCAAAUUACCAACAGAAUCCUACAGGCUGAAGCUCCAGGUGCCAGUGCCUCAGAAAUCAUCUACAAAAUUACCCAGGACCACCCACAAUUUGUUUCAGAUGGAGCUCACACAAGUCCGGAGAUGGUCCUCACCAUUCAUUUGCUUCCCACUGAUCAGCACCUGCCGGCGUUCCGGGUCACAGCUCCCCUGCUUGAGGUCAGCCCAGGAGGCAGCACUGCUAUAGGACUUCAGCUGGCAGCAAGAGAUACCGAGAUAGCACCUGAAGAACUCUUCUUUGAGCUCCGGAAACCUCCAGAGCAUGGUGUGCUCCUUAAGUACACAGCUGAGUUCCAAGGGCCCAUGGCCACAGGUGACACUUUCACAUAUGAAGAUAUUGAGAAAAAUGUUCUGCAGUAUCUACACGAUGGCUCCCCUGCCCGGGAAGACAGCAUGGAGAUCUCAGUCACAGAUGGCACGUCCACGACGACUGUGGAAGUGAAAGUGGCGGUGUCCCUGUCGGAGGCCCAGGGGCCUCAGCUGGCUGCUGGUGCCUCGCGGAGCAUUACCGUUGCUAGGAAAAGCACAGCCGUGAUCACCAGGUCACACCUUGCUUAUGUUGUAAGUUCUUACCUGUGUCUUCUUGUUCACUGUGUCCAGAUUAGUUCCUUUACUCAAGCUGACCUGACUUCACAAAAUGUUCGGUAUAUCCACUCCAGUGAAACCGAGAAACAUUCUGAUGCCUUCAGCUUUGCGCUCUCCGAUGGAGUCAGUGAGGUAACCCAGACUUUCCAUAUCACCAUACGCCCUGUGGACGAUUCACUGCCUGUUGUACAGAACCUGGGCAUGCGGGUGCAGGAGGGUGUGAGGAAGACCAUCACAGAGUUUGAGCUCAAGGCGGUGGAUGCAGACACAGAGGCCGAGUCUGUCACAUUCACCGUUGUGCAGCCCCCACGCCACGGCACCAUCGAGCGAGCCAGCCGCGGGCAGCAUUUCCGGCGCACGUCCAUCUUCACCAUGGAAGACAUCUACCAGAACCGGGUCAGCUACAGCCACGACGGCAGCAACUCCCUCAGAGACCGGUUCACCUUCACUGUGGCUGACGGGACAAAUCCCUUCUUUAUCGUCGAAGAAGGAGGAAAAGAGGUUAUGACCGCGGCACCUCAGCAUUUCCAGGUAGACAUCCUCCCAGUAGAUGAUGGCACCCCUAGAAUUGUUACCAACCUGGGGCUUCAGUGGCUGGAGUACAUGGAUGGCAAGGCAACCAACUUGAUCACCAAGAAGGAACUGCUGACCAUGGACCCAGACACAGAGGACCAGCAUCUUGUCUAUGAGAUUACAGCGGGCCCCAAGCACGGCCACAUGGAGAACAAGCUACAGCCUGGCAGAGCUACCGUCACUUUCACUCAGGAGGAUGUGAACUUAGGGUUGAUUCGUUACGUGUUGCACAAGGAGAAGAUCCAUGAGAUGAUGGAUAGUUUUCAGUUUCUGGUGAAAGACAGUAAACCCAAUGUGGUCAGCGACAAUGUCUUCCAUGUUCAGUGGUCCCUCAUCAGCUUUAAAUAUACCAGCUACAACGUCAGUGAGAAAGCGGGUUCUGUCAGCGUCACAGUGCAGAGGAGUGGGAACCUGAACCAGUAUGCCAUCGUCCUGUGUCGCACCGAGCAAGGCACGGCCAGCUCCAGCUCCAGGGUCAGCUCCCAACCCGGACAGCAGGACUACGUGGAGUAUGCUGGCCAGGUGCAGUUUGAUGAGCGAGAGGACACCAAGUCCUGCACCAUUGUCAUCAAUGAUGAUGAUGUGUUUGAGAACAUUGAGAGUUUCACCGUGGAGCUCAGCAUGCCAGCAUAUGCCUUAUUAGGGGAGUUCACCCAGGCGAAGGUCAUUAUCAAUGACACUGAGGACGAGCCCACAUUAGAGUUUGAUAAGAAGACCUACCGGGUCAACGAGAGCGCUGGUUUUCUAUUUGCACCUAUCGAAAGAAAAGGGGAUUCAAGCAGCAUUGUAUCUGCAAUUUGCUACACAGUCCCUAAGUCAGCUAUGGGAAGUAGCCUCUAUGCUCUAGAAUCGGGCUCUGAUUUUAAAUCUAGAGGGAUGUCUCCUGACAGUCGUGUGAUAUUCGGGCCUGGUGUCACCAUGUCCACCUGUGAUGUCAUGCUCAUUGAUGACAGUGAAUAUGAAGAAGAAGAAGAGUUUGAGAUUGUCCUGGCAGAUGCUUCAGACAAUGCCCGCAUCGGAAGGGUGGCAUCGGCCAAGGUGCUCAUUAGUGGUCCCAAUGAUGCUUCCACUGUGUCCCUGGGCAACACGGCUUUCACUGUCAGCGAGGAUGCAGGUACAGUGAAGAUUCCGGUUAUCCGUCAUGGGACUGACCUUUCUACCUUCACAUCUGUCUGGUGUGCAACGCGGCCCUCAGACCCAGCUUCCGCCACUCCAGGAGUUGACUAUGUCCCCAGCUCUAGGAAGGUGGAGUUUGGGCCAGGUGUCACUGAGCAGUAUUGCACCUUGACUAUCUUAGAUGACACUCAGUAUCCAGUAAUUGAAGGGCUGGAGACAUUUGUGGUUUUUCUCAGCUCAGCACAAGGGGCCGAACUGACCAAACCCUUCCAGGCUGUCAUUGCAAUUAAUGACACCUUCCAGGAUGUGCCCAGCAUGCAGUUUGCCAAGGAUUUGCUCCUAGUGAAGGAGAAAGAGGGUGUCCUGCAGGUGCCCAUCAUUCGGAGUGGAGACCUGAGCUAUGAGUCAUCAGUGAGGUGCUAUACCCAGGGCCAUUCAGCUCAGGUCAUGGAGGACUUUGAGGAGAGAAGAAAUGCGGACUCCUCACGGAUUACGUUUCUGAAAGGGGAGAAAAUGAAGAACUGUACUGUCUCUAUCCAUGAUGACUCCAUGUUUGAGCCUGAGGAACAAUUCAGGGUCUACCUCGGCCAUCCUCUUGGAAACCACUGGAGUGGAGCCAGAAUUGGAAAGAAUAACAUGGCCACCAUCACCAUAUCCAAUGAUGAAGAUGCCCCUACCAUUGAGUUUGAAGAAGCUGCAUACCAAGUCCGGGAACCCUCGGGGCCAGAUGCUAUAGCCCUCCUGAACAUCAAGGUGAUCCGCCGAGGGGAUCAGAACAGGACGUCCAAGAUUCGCUGCAGCACACGGGAUGGGUCUGCCCAGUCCGGGGUGGAUUAUUACCCAAUGAGCAGAGUCUUGAAGUUUAGUCCCGGUGUGGAUCAUAUCUUUUUUAAAGUCGAGAUCCUAUCCAAUGAAGACCGGGAAUGGCAUGAAUCGUUCUCCCUAGUCCUUGGCCCAGAUGACCCAAUGGAAGCAGUUCUUGGUGAUGUGACCACUGCCACAGUGACGAUUCUAGACCAGGAGGCAGCAGGGAGUCUCAUAUUGCCAGCACCACCCAUCGUUGUCACACUUGCUGACUAUGACCAUGUAGAAGAAGUUACCAAGGAAGGAGUCAAGAAAUCCCCAUCCCCAGGCUACCCACUGGUUUGUGUUACCCCCUGUGACUCUCAUUUCCCCAAGUACACCAUCAUGAAGGAGCGUUGCAGUGAGGCUGGUAUCAACCAAACAUCGGUGCAGUUCAGCUGGGAAGUGGCCACCCCUACUGAUGGCAAUGGGGCCCGGUCACCCUUUGAGACCAUCACUGACAACACACCAUUCACCAGUGUCAACCACAUGGUCCUGGACAGCAUUUACUUCAGCCGGAGGUUCCAUGUGCGUUGUGUGGCAAAGGCCGUGGACAAGGUGGGCCACGUGGGGACUCCCUUAAGGAGCAACAUUGUUACCAUUGGAACAGACAGUGCUAUCUGCCACACCCCAGUGGUAGCCGGGACAGCCAGAGGCUUCCAGGCUCAGUCCUUCAUUGCCACCUUGAAAUACCUGGACGUCAAGCACAAGGAGCAUCCAAACAGGUCAGGCAGGUGGUGCCUUCCCCCCUCUCCUGACACCCAUGUAUACCCCUUUCAGAGCAUUAUCAUCAUUCAUUUUCUCUCUGUCCCCGUAGUAGAUGGACAGUUUGUGAUGGAGCACCACACCCUCCCUGAUGUGAAAUCAUUCAUACUGACUCCAGACCACUUAGGAGGAAUUGAAUUUGACCUGCAGCUACUAUGGAGUGCUCAGACUUUUGAUUCUCCAUAUCAACUCUGGAGAGCCACAAGCUCUUAUAACAGGAAGGACUACUCGGGGGAGUACACCAUCUACCUGAUCCCAUGCACCGUGCAGCCCACACAGCCGUGGGUUGAUCCAGGAGAGAAGCCUUUGGCCUGCACUGCACAUGCCCCAGAAAGAUUCCUGAUCCCCAUUGCAUUCCAGCAGACCAACCGCCCUGUACCAGUUGUGUAUUCACUCAAUACCGAAUUUCAGCUCUGCAAUAAUGAGAAGGUGUUCCUAAUGGAUCCCAAUACAUCUGAUAUGUCACUGGCAGAAAUGGAUUACAAAGGGGCCUUCUCAAAAGGUCAAAACCUUUAUGGCCGAGUACUUUGGAAUCCAGAACAAAACCUUAAUUCUGCUUACAAACUCCAGCUGGAGAAGGUCUAUCUUUGUACCGGCAAGGAUGGCUAUGUGCCUUUCUUUGAUCCCACAGGGACAAUCUACAAUGAAGGGCCGCAGUAUGGAUGCAUUCAGCCAAACAAACACCUGAAACACAGAUUUCUGCUGCUGGACCGCAGUCAGCCAGAAGUAACUGAUAAGUACUUCCAUGAUGUGCCCUUUGAGGCCCACUUUGCUUCCGAGUUGCCUGAUUUCCAUGUGGUCAGUAGCAUGCCAGGUGUGGAUGGAUUUACACUGAAAGUAGACGCACUCUAUAAGGUGGAAGCAGGACACCAGUGGUACCUGCAGGUGAUCUACAUCAUUGGUCCUGACACCAUCUCAGGGCCCCGGGUCCAGCGCUCUCUCACGGCGCCUCUGAGGCGCCACCGAAGGGACCUGGUGGACCCCAGUGGCCGUCUGACCCUUGACGAUUCGCUCAUCUAUGACAAUGAAGGGGACCAAGUCAAGAAUGGCACCAACAUGAAGUCCCUGAAUCUCGACAUGCAAGAGCCUGUGGUGGCUGCUUCUCUCUCCCAGACUGGGGCGUCUAUCGGCAGUGCCCUCGCUGCUGUCAUGCUCCUGCUUCUGGGGCUUUUGGUGGCUUGUUUCCUCACCAGGAAAUGCCAGAAGCAGAGGAAGAAACCGCCCACAGAGGACAUUCUGGAGGAAUACCCUCUGAACACCAAGGUGGAUGUGUCCAAGAGGAGCCCGGACAGGAUGGAGAAGAACUUGAACAGACACUACUGCACCGUGCGGAACGUCAACGUCCUGAGUGACGCCGAGGGGGCUUAUGCCUUCAAAGGGGCUAAGGUGAAAAAACUGAAUCUGGAAGUCAGAGUUCACAACAACUUACAGGAUGGAACGGAAGUUUAACGGAGGAGACCUGUGUGUAUUUUUUUCUAAAAUCAUUUUUAUAAAGACGGGGGUCAAAUACUGGUAUUUUUAUAAUCUUGCAGUUUAAAAAGGGAAAACUAUAGCUUUGAGUGGUGGAAGGCACACAUCACACACAUCAACUCACAACUGAGCUACCUCAUUAAACAAAGAACCACUGAGACCCCAGAGUUCUGGAGCAGAGGUCUUUCGGGAGAUCUCUUGAAUAGUGUCAGCAGGUAUAGAUUGCUCCUUCUGUAAGGCUGGUCUUAGAAAGCACAUAUUUCAGUAUUGGCCAGAGCUUAGACUUUCCAGCUAGAUGAUGGGGCUCAGCAGACUGGAGAAGGUACACUGGCAGGUCUCUGGGGUGGGGGGCAGGGGGGUUGCUGGGGGGACAUUGGUUUCCUCCCCCACCUCCAGCUUUCUUCUACUUGGGCUUUCCCUGGGCCUCCGGGCAGCAGAACUUGGAUUGCUGAUGCUCCAGUUCCAUUCAAAAUCCUGCUAAUCAGCACAGCCUAUGUAUUUGCUCAUUGUAUCUGCUUGACAGCUUGCCCGCCAUGGCCUCUAACUGUCCUUUGCAUUUCCAGAGCCUUUCCACCUGGGGGUUUCAAAGUGCUCUAGAUGAGAGCCUUGUCCCACAACUUGCGGGAGAAAUCACACAGCUCCCUGCCAGAAGUCUGGCAGAGCGGACCCCCCACCAACAGAAGGGCAGACAGAGGAGGGGCCUGACCCUAUUAGUGAUGCACGGCCCCCUAGGCCCAGGGGGAUGUCCUUGUGCCCCACUGGUUUACACUGCACCAAGGACAUGUCAGGACAUCCUCCCUGACAGAGAAUGCUGCAAAACAAGAUCAGUGCACCUGGCCUUUUUAUUCCACAUGGCCAUGCAUGCUUACAAAACCCACCACACUUUCCUGCCACCCCAGGCUUUGCCCAGUCCAAUAGCAGACAAGCCUGUGUACUUUGCUAGCUGCGAGUUUUGUAUUUUGCUAGGGUUUCAGAAAAGUAAGUGAUUCAUUUGAAUAAAGCCAAUUAGGAGAAAGCCCCACUCAGAGUGAAAUCUGAGUUAAGAGAUGCCAACUAGUACUCACAACAGAUAAAGUACCAACGCUCACAGCAGAGAAGGCACCGAUCCCAGGACAGGUUUUCAGGGAUUUCUCUUUUGGGGGGGGGUUCUUUUCUGGUAGCUCACGCAUUUAUUUUUACCACAUCAGCACGUGACAAGGCCAUAAACACAUGGCUUUAAAAUGAUUCAGUGUUCGAAUAGCAGCUUCGGGAUUUUGUAUGAAGUGUGCACACAGCUUGCUUUUGUGUUUCUUUUUCGUCUUUUGCCUGACUGGCAAAAACACAAGCAUGUGUGUCAUGUUGUUUUGAAAUGCAGGCACAACUUCAUAACCAAGGAGUGAAAGACGUGUUCUCCUCCUGAUGCAUGGCACACCGCAGUCACUGAGCAAACAACAGAACAGCAUACUGUGUCAUAUUAGUCAUAGAAUGACCCAGGCUCUGUGAGAACAUCCCACACUGCAAACACCUUGGUUCUAGAAAGCUAGAAAGAGUGAGCCAUGAAUGGUUUUUGGCAUCUCUACCAGACGCCAAGCUCUUGAGAAGAGGACCUUGUGAGCCGUGCCUUUGGUUCCUCAGCAGUGCCUUGCACAGGACGAGCACUCCAGAAAUAUCUGUUAGGUAAACAAGUGAAUGGUGGCAUGGGUGGAUGGUAGAGGAAUCAGUUCAGGAAGGGGAGGUGAGAGACAUUGGUGGCAAGAUUGCAUGGGCAGAUAGGAAAACACAAAAACAAAACUGCCUCUUCUGCUUGGAUUAUAAGUAACCUCAUUGGAAUGAAGAAGCACCACGUGACAUAGGCAUGAAUCUAGCAGUGGUCUUAGAACGACUGAACAGAAAAACCAGAAGAACGUUUUAGCAGAAGUUGAAACUAUGAAUCAGCCUCCAGAGAAGGACAUUUAGAGGAAAGUCUGGCUUAGCGUUCUGGGGUGAGUGAAGUUUUCAGGAGAGGCUGGAAUGGGGUGAGCCCAGAACCCAAAACUCCUGACUGGGCGCAUGCUCCUUGAGACCAGCUUGGGCGGUGUGGGGCAGAACUUCUGUGUCGGCCUCGGGAGCAUCCAGAAUUGGUGUCUCGUGGCUGGAGAGCUCAUCAGCCUGGUGUGGAAUCUCCUCCAGAACAACCUGGAAGGUUAAUGCUAAUUCUGCGAGGACAGGAAGCCUAUCAUUUGCAGAGCAACUUUUGAUUUGGCCCGGUCUUUAUCCCUGUUCCCACUUGCCAGAACGCUUCCACACUAAAGCGGCACCGUCGCCUUUGCUCAGAUAUUCUUCGUGCACACCCCUUCCACUCCUGCCGAGGAGGACACAUGCAUGGGGAGAGUGAAGACAUGCGCAGAGUGAAGCUAACGCAGGAAGAGAUGGAGACCGAGACCUCUUGAGUGCUCUCAGCAGCUUCCAUGUACGUGGUCUUGAGCGGCAAGGACAACAUCCAGGGAGGACCAUGAGACCGUGAGCUCUCUGUGUGAGAGGAAAGCCUGGGACUAUUCCCACCUCCCUCCCUUCCUGCUCUUCCCCCUGACUACGUAUACUUUUUUGAAUGCUGGUACUUCUUCAGUGGAUGCACACUUAUUAAAUAGGAAGUGUUUAGAGGUGUGAAGCUGAGAUUUACUCCUUUGAUACAGUUUCUCAUUCUGUUUAUGUUUUCUAUUUCAUAGCAGGAAUCCGAUAAUUUGGUGACUGCUGCAGGAUUAUAUUUCAGUCAAAGCCCUCCUUUCAAUUUAUCUAACUUGCUCACUAAUGCCUUGUGUGUGUUUUACUAAUCUUCUAUACCAUGUCAUUAGGUCAGGAGGAACAAGAAGCCCUCCGGGGUUGCUAUUUGCUCUCCCCCACUUGCUGUGAAGGUUGAAAGCGAGGAGUCUGUGACUUUUUUCUGCCUCGCUGUCCUAUUAUGAUCCCCGGGCCUCCUGGAGGCCGCCUGCAGACUCCACGCCUGGGUGUGGAAGUCGUGUUGGAAUGUGUUUGCACAGUCUUAGGACAUUUAGUUUCAGUGUCCUGUAGGUGUUCAUUGUUCUUGGAUAGGACACACAUGCUCAGACUGAGUGAAACAUUUGUGGUGCUGUCAACCUGAUUUCUUGACUUAAAUAAUCUUUGUAUUUCUAAUACCAAUUUGUGUGUUAUGAAUUUCUGAUUUCUCCAAUAGCAUAUGCCACUAUAUAAAUUUGUAUUAAUAAAUGACAGUCUGGUUGCAUUUUU
Leptonychotes weddellii (Weddell seal) is the source of this 10710-nucleotide messenger RNA. Lineage: Eukaryota; Metazoa; Chordata; Mammalia; Carnivora; Phocidae. The record is from RefSeq and is a predicted model, not a curated record.